ACCGCAUCUACCUGUAUUGACACGACGAGUCAGCACAACCGACUCCAACUCAGUCGCUAACAGGCCUCCUCCUCCCCCUCCUCGGACACGAGGAAGAUGGCCUCGUGGGUUUAUCCCCGGAUUUCCUCUAAACUGCCCCCGUUUCCCCGCACUCAGCGCGACCAACCCCCACAACCCCCAACAAAAACCCACAGCUUUGCUGUUCCACUUCCCCAUAUUCAGCUUGUCGGUGGAUCUUGGAAGGGGGCCCUGCGUGGCGAGUCGUCUCCUCCUUGGUUCUUCCCCAGGCCAUGAAUGGCCAUGUCCGGGAUCAGUUAUUCCCCCACGCACUAUUCCGCUACCUAGUAGUACACGUAGUCGUGCCACUGGCCUCUUGGGAGUCUUGGUGCCAACGAGGCUGAUGUCUCGGCAGCAGGGACUUCGUACCGAGGCACGUACCUUGGCUCUACCUGCGAGCCGCUGAGGUCCCAGCCAAUGUGGGUGGUCGGUCACUUGCCACAAAUGGCACGCUGCAGGCAUUCCGCCGGUACCUUAGAUUGGAGAUCUUUGCUUGUCCCGUCCCCCACGUUGUUUUCGAGAGGCCCCGAGGGGUAGAUAAGGUAGGGGGCCCCAGCUCGCCCUCUUGCUCCCGUGUCUGUGUUUCCCUCCUUGUCAUCCUUCCCCCCAUCACCCAGUCUCUUUCCCCAACCUUGCCCGCAGUGUACAAGAUGGCCUCCGCCGACCCCAAGUCUGGCGACAAUCUCGGACAGGGAGAUAACAUUGCAUCUGUCCGCCACGAUGAGGGCCUCGCUCGGCAGGACACGGCCCCGGAGGAGGGUGUCUUUCAAAAGGGGCCCAUGAUUGACAAGCUGGACGAGUUCGGCGCCCAUGCAAAGACGGACCCGAGGGAGAUUGCGCUGGUGCGGAAGCUCGAUACACACAUUUUGCCCAUCCUGUGGCUCAUGUACCUGUUCAACUAUCUCGACAGGAACGCCCUGGUCAAUGCCAGGCUCAACAAGCUCGAGGCCGAGCUCGGCCUUGUCGGAACGCAGUACAACACCUGCGUUUCUAUCCUCUUUGUCGGCUACAUCGCCGGACAAAUCCCCUCCAACAUGAUCCUCACCCGCGUCAGGCCGUCACUGUACAUGGCAGGAUUCUGUCUGGCCUGGUCCAUCAUCAGCCUCCUGACAUACCUUGCCCACGACUACACCACUAUGGUCGUUUUCCGGUUCCUGCUCGGCGUCACAGAAGCCCCGUUCUACCCAGGCGCCCUGUACCUGAUCAGCAUGUUUUACACUCGCAAGGAGGUCGCCACCCGGAUGUCGUGGUUCUUCACUGCCAACAUGCUGGCCAGCGCCUUCUCCCCUCUCAUUGCCGCCGGUGUGUUCUCCGGGCUCGACGGCGCCAGGGGCCUCGCCGGCUGGAAGUGGCUGUUCAUCAUCCAGGGCGCCCUUUCCAUCCUCACGGCCAUUGCUGCCUUUUACAUGCUGCCCGACCACCCGCUCCAAACCAAAUGGCUCAAGCCCGACGAGCGCCAGCUGGCCCACAGCCGCAUCGUCAUGGACACGACCGACAUCACCGAGGACACCAGUGUCUGGGUCGGGCUCAAACAGGCCGUCGCCGACUGGCGCACCUGGGUCCUGGUGCUCAUGUACAACUUCCACCUCUCGUCCAUCAGCUUCCAGAAUUUCCUCCCGACCGUCAUCGAGACGUUGAACCACGGCCCGAUCCUCAGCCUGGUCCUGACCUUCCCCCCUUAUUUCUUCGCCGCCAUCAUGGGCGUCGUUAUGGCGCACAGCUCGGGCCACUUCAACGAGCGGACGUGGCACAUCACCGUGUGCAAGUCCAUCGUUAUCGUGGGCUUCAUCAUCCCGGCCGCGACCGACAAUAAUGCCGCGCGCCUGUUCGCCAUCUUCCUCUUUGUCGGCUUCACCUUUGGCAUCAACAACAUCAUCCUCGGCUGGGUCUCGGCGACGCUGGGGCAGACCAGCGAGAAGAAGUCGGUCUCGCUCGCCAUCGCCAACUCGCUCGGCAACAUGUCGUCCAUCUACAUGCCCUACAUCUGGGACAAGCGCUUCGCCCCGCGCUACCUGCCGCCCUGGUUCGCCAGCAUCGCCUUCUCGGCCGGCUGCAUGGGGCUGGCCUGGGUGCUCAAGAUCUCCCUGAAGCGGCACAACAAGAAGACGAAGGAGGCUAACCCGAACGAGACUAACUUUUAUGUGUAUUAGAGUUCGAGAUGCUUGCCUAAGGGCAUGCGUGUAUGGGGCCUUAUGUGGUGGAGAUGGAAGAUUCUGGGAGCCCCCUUGCCUAAAACCUGCUUAUAGGAUCAAUACAGUUUCAGUGUCCGGCACUGUAGGUAAAGUG
Messenger RNA from Gaeumannomyces tritici R3-111a-1, 2343 nucleotides. RefSeq lists its product as hypothetical. The record is from RefSeq and is a predicted model, not a curated record. Gene Ontology annotation, molecular function: transmembrane transporter activity. The transcript has 3 exons. Gene Ontology annotation, cellular component: membrane. Lineage: Eukaryota; Fungi; Ascomycota; Sordariomycetes; Magnaporthales; Magnaporthaceae. The coding region runs from base 708 to 2207 and encodes 499 amino acids. Gene Ontology annotation, biological process: transmembrane transport.